Messenger RNA from Aspergillus luchuensis, 387 nucleotides. RefSeq lists its product as uncharacterized. Bases 1 to 387 code for a protein of 128 amino acids. The record is from RefSeq and is a predicted model, not a curated record. NCBI's taxonomy places the organism in Eukaryota, Fungi, Ascomycota, Eurotiomycetes, Eurotiales, Aspergillaceae. The transcript has a single exon.
AUGUCAAGAUUUUGGAACCCCAACUACAACGCUACCAGCAGUCACAGGAAGAGAAGGUCGAGAAACAAAGGCAAACAGCGAGAGGAAAACACAGCAAUCCCAUUCUUUGGCUCCUCGACAUCAGCAUCACGACGGCAGCGACCGUCAUCAUCGUCAUCUUCGUCAUCCUCUAGGUAUGAGGAAGAAGACCUAGUCCUGGUCAGACGCAAGGAUAGUCCACCGUGGUGGUGGCUGUUGUUGGUGGAAGGGACCUCGGGAGUUACGGUCAUGAGAGCUGCCAAGGACGAGCACGGCUCUCGUCGUCGUCCCGGCCAUAGGGUGCUUGAGCCACUUGUUGAGGGGAAAGUGGCCAGUUUUUUCCCGGCAAGGUUGGAUGUGGAGGAGUAG